Messenger RNA from Opisthorchis viverrini, 2860 nucleotides. RefSeq lists its product as hypothetical. NCBI's taxonomy places the organism in Eukaryota, Metazoa, Platyhelminthes, Trematoda, Opisthorchiida, Opisthorchiidae. The record is from RefSeq and is a predicted model, not a curated record. The transcript is spliced from 2 exons. The coding region runs from base 984 to 2042 and encodes 352 amino acids.
GAAGACUUGAGCAAGGAAGAUCUUUUGCGCCUCCUUGCCUGCCUCCAAAGUGAACUCGAGGCUCGUGACGCUGUAAUAAAUACAUUGAAGGUAUCGAAAGCUUGUUAUUUGCAUUGUGCUUGAAGAGCGAGGCGCUGUGUUCAAGAAUAACACCGAUUUAUGGAGUUCACCUCCGUACAGACGCGGUUGAUAAUUCUGAGGACCCAUUCGUUGCAUUACAAAGAGAUUCGGUAAUACGGCUUAGCUUCCUUUUGAUAUCUUAGUUGGUGUCGGGUGGCACAUAUGUGGAGGAAGGAUCUAAAUCCAUUCACGAUACACACCUUAUACAGCUAGAGAAGCUUGUUUCUUCCCAAAGAUCCGCUCAAGAAAAAUUGCGUGAACAGCUCCAGAGUACUCAGGAUAAAUAUAUGAAGGUACACAUGCCAACUAAUUUAUACAUGGUCCAGACUUGCAUCGCUCUAGAGCAACAGAGAAAAUGUCACGAACGCAAUGCUGCUCAGGGCGACAACGUGUUGAUAAUGCUGGAGAAAGAACGUGAUAGGCUUCGAUCCGAAGUACUUGUUUGACUUUUUCAAAUCACUUUUAAGGUUGCAUAUGAGAAAGUUCAGAAGAAGAAGUUGGAAAGAAUUCUGAAACGCGUGUUGGUAAGCUGGAAGCAGCAAAGGCUCCUGUUGGCGAGGCAGAAACAAGCGGCUGUCCUUGUUAUCAAGGAACACAAACGUCUGUUGGCUCAACUAUCUCACUACCGGAGACGUGUAAGCGACCUUGAGGCUACGUUAUCCGGCAGUUCAGUUGACCCCGCUGGUGAUGUGCCAUUGGUAUGCCAAACCUUUCAGCGCAUUAAUUUUCAACAGUGUGACUCCGAUUCUGGAGACGAACCACCUGAAACCACUGAAAAACCUGCAGGCAGUGAAGGUCAGACCGAUGUGUCUAGACUAUCGUCAGGUGAAUCCUCCCUACUUAAACAGCAGCUCACCGCAGAAAUGACAGCGAGAACUGAACUUCAACGUAGUUUUGAUAAGUUGCAGCGUGACUACGAAAAGCUGUUGUCUCUCACCAACCCAGUGUCGACAUCAACAACUGAUUUUUCGGCGAAUUCCCCCUUAACUGUGUCCGUGGGACAGUUAAGAGACACAGCUUCGUCCUUUAUACGUUCUAAACCAAACCUUAUCCUUCGGCGUUCGUGCGAUGUGUUGUCGUCUGAAGGUGUCAGUUCAUAUUUAAUGUCAAACGGGCCCAUGGCGCAAAUAUCUCCUCAACAUUCAGAUGCAGCGUCGUCACUUGUGUCCAGCGAUCCUGUAACCAACACAAUAUCUUCUAGCUCCGAUGAAAUUGCCUCACCCCUCAGUCCUCUAACCUUAACCUUGGCACCACAGGCCACUUCCUUACUCUUCUCUGACUCUCGCUCAUCAACCCCAUCCCCACCACCACCUCCCCCCGUUCAACUUCACUACCCUUAUCCAAGCAUACAAAGUCACCUUCAUCAACCUCAGUCACGAACUACAUCGGGAACCACUCACUUUUUGUCUUCUGCCAGUGGUCGUCCGUUGUCUGUACCACCGUCCCAGUCACCCCAGCCAAGGAGUUGUUCGAUCACACAAUCAGUCACCUAUCAGCACUCCUAUCAGAAUUCCACACACCCGAUCAAUCGCACACAAUCCGCUUCCAGUACAAGUUGUGUGCUUGUUCCAAGGAAAACAACAGUCGCCAAUCCCUCAGUCCAUCAUUCCCAUACGUCAACUCGUUCACCCAACUACCAGCCACCAUAUUCCACCCAUUUUGUAGCACCCCUAACAAAGCAUCCAUCUUCAGGUCCUCCGACAUUUGUUCACCGUGGCCAUGCAGGACCGUCUGUGGGACAGCAUGCGUCAGCUACUCAUCACUUUCCAUAUUCUCCAAGUCGUAUUACUCCAUCUGGCGGUCCUAUACAUUCUAGCAUGAGAACUUUGCGUGGUUCUUCAUCAGCCACUCCCUCACCAGCUGGCCUGAGUGGGACGAACCCAUCGAUCGGAACGGGACAUUUGUGCAUUAAUGGCAAGUAAGAUAAUUCCAAAUAUCACAUCUGUUUAUGAUCUGGGCCUUGGUGCUUCUAAUGCCUCCUGAAUUUGAGGUAGUUUCAUCGGACCCUCUAUCCGCCUUAUUACCAAUGUGUUCCUGGUCUAGUUUUCGACACUUAUCACACCCCAGAUUUAUAGACUAUCAAUAAAGGAAUGAUGAAGAAGCUUUUAUGGCCGUUUUGACCGUUUGCCAAGCGAUGUGAUCAACUCCAGUCGACUUCCCUCGUACCGCGCCCAAAUGCAUGACAAAUUCUUAACUAGUACGACUGCGGUAUUUAUCAACCAACAUCUACGGUGUUGGGUUAUUUUGGUGUCACGUGCAAUCCGUUUUUCCUUUCAGUUUUAUUUCUCACUGACCCCGUUUUAUUUUUUCAUCGCGGAACAUUUUUAUAAUUUGUUUUUUCUCGAGGUGCAUUAUUUGCUCCACUUUCUUGUAUAUGUACAUCUAUUCUUUAUCCACAUCUGCAGCUCCAACGAUUGUUGUCUUGUUAUCUCUUUCAACCAGGAUCCUGCUUUUUCUGGGAUGCGUGUUUUCUGGUUUGAAUCCGAUAACCAGUUAUUUUUACAUUCGGAUCGAUACUGCUCCCACACUACUGACUUCCCAUUGACAGAGAAGUUCAGUAUUGUGCUGUAAAGAAAGUAUUCAAUUCGUUUUCCAUAGGUUGGUGCAUUUGCAUUUUUCAACUACGCAUGCCUCCUGUAUGAUGCUAAUUCGCCAUUGUUCAGCUGAUAUCAUGCCCUCAUUGUCCUUUAAUUUUGGGGGAUUUAUGUUGCGUGCAAAAACUUCUUUUCGACUGCGCUAG